GCCAAUAUGAUCUUCCAACAUGGCCAAAUAUGACAGUGUCCACAUCUCAAAAGGCGUCCUCCUCGGCAUGGGCGUCUCUGGAAUUGUCGAGAAACCUCUUGAUUCCGCCUAUGUAAUCAAGACGCCCUGCCCGGGAGAAGACUACGAUCAGUGCAGGAAAGACCUUGAUCUCGAGAGACGGGUUUAUGAGUUACUAGGGAAUCAUCCUCGACUUUUGAAGUUUUACGGCCAGGAUGAAGGGGAUGGGUCGAUUAAGUUAGAGUAUGCGCUGAAUGGGACGUUAAGGGAUUACAUUGCCGAACAUCAACCUAGUAUGGAUGAAAGACUCCGUUUCGCAACAGAGAUCACAGAAGGAUUGGCCGUAUUGCACGAAUCAGGAGUCGUGCAUUGUGAUUUAAGUCCUCGAAAUGUCCUCGUUGACGCGGAGAUCGGGUUGAGGAUUGCGGACUUCAGUAGCGCCUCUAUUGAUGGAUCACCGUCUUCUGCCGGAGGCUCUGUGAGAUUUCAGAUUCCACGAAACAACCCUUGGAAACCGACAUAUCAGGACGACAUAUUCUCGUUAGGUUCGACUCUUUUCGAGGUCAUGACUAGCGCAGGUCCUUACGACGGUUUGGAAAGUUCAAUGGUUAUAGAGCGUUUCAGAAGCAAACAAUUUCCAGAUUCGAAGGGUGUAAUUCUUGGAGACAUCAUUCAAAAAUGCUGGAAUCUCCAUUAUUCAAGUCUAUCUGAUGUAUUACCAGCUUUACAGAAAGCCGUAGACCUAGGAGACCAGAAUCAAUCCACGUAAAGCCUCGAUACUAUCAUA
This is a messenger RNA of Aaosphaeria arxii CBS 175.79, 805 nucleotides long. RefSeq names its product kinase-like protein. The transcript has 2 exons. NCBI's taxonomy places the organism in Eukaryota, Fungi, Ascomycota, Dothideomycetes, Pleosporales. The record is from RefSeq and is a predicted model, not a curated record. The coding region runs from base 20 to 787 and encodes 255 amino acids. Gene Ontology annotation, molecular function: ATP binding; protein kinase activity. Gene Ontology annotation, biological process: protein phosphorylation.